Triticum turgidum subsp. durum (durum wheat) is the source of this 2355-nucleotide messenger RNA. The record is from the annotation of a GenBank genome assembly. NCBI's taxonomy places the organism in Eukaryota, Viridiplantae, Streptophyta, Magnoliopsida, Poales, Poaceae.
AUGCUUAGAACAAUUCAACUGGCAGCAACAAAGGCAGAUGCGAUGCACACUCGUCGAACUACAUCACUUCUAUUGUUAGCGAGUAGCUCAUGGCUCCUCUGCUCUCUCUUCCUCGCUCCUGUGGACGCCGAUCAGCGGGCCUCGUACAUUGUCCACAUGGACAAGUCCGCCAUGCCGCCGCAGCUCUCCGGCCACCGUGAGUGGUACUCCACCGUGCUGGCGUCUCUAGCAGCGGCAGCCGACUCACCGGACGGCGCCCUUGGCGAGCAGCCACGGCUUGUCUACGCCUACGACGAGGCGCUCCACGGCUUCGCGGCCACCCUCUCGUCCUCGGAGCUCCGCGCCCUGAACCGCGCGCCGGGCUUCGUCUCGGCAUACCCGGACCGCCGCGCCGACGCCUCUCACGACACCACGCACUCCACGGAGUUCCUCCACCUCAGCCCGUUCGGUGGGCUGUGGCCGGCGGCCAAACUCGGCGAGGGUGUCAUCAUCGGCGUGAUCGACACCGGAGUGUGGCCGGAGAGCGCGAGCUUCGAUGAUGCCGGCAUGAGCCCCGUCCCGUCCCGGUGGCGCGGCGCUUGCGAGCCGGGCGUGGCGUUUGCCGCCUCUACGUGCAACCGGAAGCUCAUCGGAGCGCGUUACUUCAACAGGGGUUUUGUCGCCGCGAACCCUGGCGUGGUCAUCAGCAUGAACUCGACACGCGACAUCCUAGGCCACGGCACGCACACCUCAUCCACCGCAGCGGGCAGCCCCGUGCCGGGCGCGUCUUUCUUCGGGUACGGGCUUGGCACUGCCCGCGGAGUUGCCCCGCGUGCUCAUGUCGCCAUGUACAAGGUCAUCUGGAACACAAAGGGGCCCCAAUACGCGUCUGACGUGCUGGCUGCUAUGGACGCGGCAAUCGCGGACGGCGUCGACAUCAUCUCCAUCUCAAUGGGUUUCGACGGCGUGCCGCUGUACGAGGACCCCGUGGCCAUAGCUGCGUUCGCCGCCAUGGAGCGUGGUAUCCUCGUGUCGGCUUCAGCGGGAAAUGAAGGCCCACGCCCCGGCAGUUUGCACAACGGCAUCCCAUGGCUGCUCACCGUCGCGGCUGGCACGGUGGACCGGACAAUGUUCUCCGGCACCGUAACUUAUGGCAACACGACGCGAGGCACCAUAACUGGUUUCACGAACUACCCUGCGAACGCUUGGGUGGUGGACAUGAAGUUGGUCAUCUCAGCGUGCAACUCCUCAGCGUCGCUAGCGAACGUAACGACGAGCAUAGUCGUGUGUCACCACACGGGGAGUGUCCUCGAUCAGCUGGUCACCGCGGCCGAGGCCGGGGUCGCCGCGGCCAUCUUCAUCAGCUCGGAAGACGUGUCAUUUUUUUGGACGAUUUCCGAGGACACCAUGUCGUUCCCAGCCAUUUUCAUCAGCCCGGAAGACGCAUCGGCGCUACUGAGCUACAUCAACUCCACCAUAAUCCCGACGGCAACAAUGAAGUUCCAGCAGACGAUCCUCGGCACACGGCCAGCGCCUGUGGUUGCCGCGUACUCCUCUCGGGGGCCGUCGCCUAGCUACCCCGGCGUGCUCAAGCCGGACAUACUAGCUCCUGGGGACAACAUUCUCGCGUCGUGGGCACCCGUGGAUCCACAUGGAACGAUAGGGGAGACCACGCUGGGCAGCGACUUCCUCGUCGUGUCCGGGACGUCGAUGGCGUGCCCGCACGCCAGCGGCGUGGCGGCGUUGCUUCACGCGGCGCACCCGGACUGGAGCCCGGCCAUGAUCAAAUCGGCGAUGAUGACCACUGCGACCAGCAACGACAACACAUUCCGCCCAAUCAUGGACGCCGGCGCCAGCCGCAAGGGCAACUCCACCGCGGCGAGCCCGCUGGCCAUGGGCUCCGGGCACGUUAGCCCCAACUCGGCUAUGGACCCGGGGCUGGUGUACGACGCCGGGCCGAAGGACUUCGUGGCGUUCCUCUGCGCCGCAAACUACACCGGAGCCCAGAUCGCGGCGAUCACUAGGUCGUCGACGGCGUACAACUGCUCCUCCUCGUCGAACGACGCGAACUGCCCGUCGUUUGUGGCCAUCUUCGGCGCCAACGCUACCACCGGGGAGAUGCGCUUCGGCAGGACGGUGACCAGCGUCGGAGCGGGUCCGGCGACGUACCGCGCCUCAUGGGUUUCGCCGAGCAACGUUGCCGUGGCCGUGACGCCGGCAACGCUGGAAUUCGGCGGCGCAGGGCAGAAGGCCUCGUUCGAGGUAGACAUCAAGCUCACCGCGCCUACUCCCGGAGGCAAGGCCGCCUACGGGGCCGUGGUGUGGACCGACACCAGCCGCAAGUAUCAUGUGAGGACUCCCUAUGUCAUUCUUUGA